GCGCACUCCGCCGCGCACUGCAGCGCGCACUCCACCUCGGGCGCGCGCACUCCGCCACGCACUGCACCGUGCACUCCACCUCGGGCGCGCGCACUCCGCCGCGCACUGCACCGUGCACUCCACCACAUGCACACUUCACGCACUCCACCACACGCACACUCCACCGCACAUGCGUGCACUCCACCACAUGCACACUCCACCGCGUGCACACUCCCCCACACGCACACACUUCACCACACACACUUGCGCGCGCACACCACCACACACACUUCACCGUGCACUCCACCACACGCACACUCCACCGUGUGCACACACACACUUCACCACACACACUUGCGCGCGCGCACACCACCACACACACACACACUCCAUCAUGAGGGGAAAGUGGCACAGAUCUCACCUCACCGUAUGUCAACAUGGCACGAUACACCAUUUAGAUCAUCACAUAUUAUUUUACAGAGUUUCUUAGGGACUAAGGUACAAAAGUGUGACGCUAGACAGUGUUUCCCACAGACCAGGUAUCAAUUUAUGGUGCUCCACUGUGCUGAUGAGGGAAUCGUGGCGGUGGUGUCAUGGCGUCGUGAAACCGGUGGUGUCGUGGCGGUCGGUGGAGUCGGUCAUUGGGGUGUAUGCAAAGUGUUUACAGCGGGCGGUGUUCAAACACACAGUAUUUUUCUUCAGAGUCACCUGCUGGGACUAUUUUAAAGCUACAAGAAGCAUUUGAGAUUAUUCAGUUCAAUCUAAAUUCUUUUAAGUUCUUUAAGAGAAGACAGCUAAAACAAUUUUUACCAGAACCCUGCCUGGUUUCAUUUCUCGACCCAACUUUACAUUACAGCGCAGGCCAUUAGUUUGCUGGGCUUGAUGUUGGUGGAAAACCUGUCUUUUAAAUUUUUGAAAAUUACUCACCAAAAUUGAAGUUCAAGUUUAGUUUUUACUUUAGUUUUUUGCCUUUUUGGUGGCAAUCUUUCAAUCAUUCUUUAGUUUACAUUCAAGGAAUAAAUUGCAAAAAACAAGCUGGAGGUUUUUAUUUUAAAUAUUGAACUCAACACUUACCUCAACCAAUACUGAAAUGAAAUAAAUAGUAUAAUGUAACAACAAAAUAAUAAUAAAAUAGAUAGCAUCUACUAGGCAUCCCCGCGAGUAUAACAACAUUUUAUUUGGGCUAGUGGGAAAUCCUUAUUUAUUGUGAAUGUUAAGACAUUAUUAAUAACUUGCAUGAAUGCUGAAGCGGGAUAAAUGGGAUAAUGCAAUAAGGCCAGUUCCUCGCGUCAAGCUGCUACUGUCUGCAUCAAAAUUGGUUUAUAGCCUGACUCAGGGAUGUCCGUUUCCUGUAAGCCAAGAAGGCUAUGAUAAAGCUCAUCACGAGCUCGACAUAGGUUACCUUUUAAAAUAAGGGGUCGGAAGGCGAAUCGGGAAGGCUGCGUUGUUUUUAAUUAGCCUAACAGGCCACUUGCAGUCCGGGUAUAUGCGCACCGGCAGGCCUGUGUACACGCCCUUCCGUCUCUCUCUCUCUGUGUGGGUGUGUGCGCGCACGUGAACGAGAAGAAAGAGCACUAUGAAUGAACGAAACGAUACGCAACGGAAUUUUUCUUUUUUUUUUUCAAAAUCGCGAAUCUGAUUGUGUGGCGAUAGGAAUCCAUUGUGUGGCGCUGCGCAACACAAUGGUCUAUGUAUGGGAAACCCUGCUAGAGUUUGAGAAUUUUGUCCAGAAAUGAUAAAAAAAAAAGUUGCAGAAAUUAAGGAACUGAUAUCAAAAGGAGGUUAAAAUUAAACAUCCAAACCAAACAUGAGCUGAAUCAUCAUCUGAAUCACUGCUCACCUAUGGUUUAAGCCACGCCUCCUACCUGAGGAGCCGUGCUGGUCCAGUGUGACCCGGUUCAAUAGAGCGCAUUGGACCAGAGAUCCGUGUGUCUGGAGUCAUUCUGCUCAAAAGGUUGGGAUGACGGCAGAAUUCCAGGCCUCGUCCUGUAACCCUGCUGGUCAUUAGCAUGAGAGAGAAGCGUUUUCAUCAACUCAGGGUCAAGUGGUGAGAAAUUGGUGGGCUUUGUGACCAGACAGAGGAAGGUCAGAUGUCACGUGUCCUUACUCCUCCUCCUCCUCCUCACCCUCCUUCUCAGGGAGAGAUGAGCAGCGGCCCCGUGGCUGAGAGCUGGUGCUACACGCAGGUAAAAGUAGUGAAAUUUUCUUACAUGUGGACCAUUAACAACUUUAGCUUCUGUCGAGAGGAGAUGGGGGAAGUCCUGAAAAGCUCCACCUUCUCUUCAGGUCCCAAUGAUAAGAUGAAAUGGUGCCUCAGAGUAAACCCAAAGGGACUGGAUGAUGAGAGUAAAGACUACCUGUCUCUGUAUCUCCUCCUGGUUAGCUGUCCAAAAAGUGAAGUGCGUGCGAAGUUUAAGUUUUCUUUACUCAACACUAAGCGAGAGGAGACUAAAGCUAUGGAAAGCCAAAGAGCCUAUCGAUUCGUCCAAGGGAAAGACUGGGGCUUCAAAAAGUUCAUCAGGAGAGAUUUCCUUCUCGACGAAGCAAAUGGCCUUCUUCCAGACGACAAGCUCACUCUGUUCUGUGAGGUGAGUGUAGUGCAGGACUCUGUAAAUAUCUCAGGUCAAUCGAACACAAACGUGCUGAAAGUUCCUGAGUGCCAACUCUCAGAUGAUCUGGGAACUCUGUGGGAGUGUUCACGCUUCACUGACUGCACACUGUGUGUGGGGGGGUGCGAGUUCAAGGCCCACAAAUCCAUCCUGGCAGCGAGAUCGCCGGUGUUUAAUGCCAUGUUUGAGCAUGAGAUGGAGGAGAGCAAGAAGAACUGGGUGGACAUCAGAGACGUCGAGCCAGACGUCUUUAAAGAAAUGAUGGGGUUUAUAUACACAGGGAAAGCCCCAAAUCUGGAGAAAAUGGCCGACAGCUUGUUGGCAGCAGCUGAUAAAUAUGCUCUGGAGCGUUUAAAGGUGAUGUGUGAGGAGUCUCUGUGCAGCAGCCUGUGUGUGGAGAACGUAGCCGACACGCUUGUCCUUGCCGACCUGCACAGCGCAGAGCAGCUCAAAGCGCAAGCCAUCGAUUUUAUCAACAGAUGCAGCGUCCUCCGACAGCUGGGCUGCAAGGAUGGAAAAUACUGGAAUAGCAACCACGCUGCAGAUAUAAUGGAGACUCCGGGCUGGAAGGCAAUGAUCCAGUCUCAUCCGCACUUAGUGGCUGAGGCUUUCCGCGCCCUCGCCUCGGCUCACUGCCCUCCGUUCGGCCUGCCCAGGAAGAGGAUCAAGCAGUCCUGAUCUCUCUCUCUCUCUCUCUCUUUUUUUGCUGGGAGGAGGAAAGGAGACAACGGGGAAACACAUGAAGUCGUACUGCUCUCACUGAGAGAGCGCUUCCUGCUUCAGAUCUUUUACAUUAUUCCUUUCGUUUUUAUUAUCCCAGCUCUCUUCCUCAUUAACUGCCAUUCAUGCACUUUCUUCUUCCUACAUCUUUCUCACUCUCUUCAUCUCUCAUUAGCAUUCCUUUUCCUCCUCAUCCCCUUCUUUCCUGUCAUUGUUUCUCUUUGUUUAUAUUUUUCCAUUUAUUGCUCUUUCUUUCUGUCUCACUUCUUUCUUAUCGGUCUCCUUUUCACUCGUUUCAUUUUCCCUCUCUCUCUCUCUCCUCUCUUAUCGUUUCUUUCUUGUAUUAACCCCCCGCGCGCACGCACACAAACAUCUCUUCUCACUUUUCUCAUGUGACCAUUUCUUCAUCUGUUUCUCUCUUGCUGUGUCUCUUCGUCACGUCUUCUAAAUCCAGAGACAGUAAUGAGUGUGAACUCCGUCUCCUCCUGCAGCAAGAGGAAAAGCCCGAACCAUUGUUCCAGCCUUUCUCACACAGUACUGUAUGUUCAGUCUCAGAGCGUUAUUGUUCUUUCCUCCCUGCAUGUAGUCUCUCUCUUUCCUGUUCUCUGCCCGUCUCUCUCUCUCUCUCUCUCUCCCCCCUUUUUCUGCCCAUCUCUCUCCCUCUCUCCCAUUCUCUGCCCGUCUCUCUCUCUCUGCCUGUCUCUCUCUCCCCCGUUCUCUGCCUGUCUGUCUGUCUGUCUCUCUCUCUCCCCCAUUCUCUGCCUGUCUCUCUCUCUCUCCCACUUUUUCUGCCCAUCUCUCUCCCUCUCUCCCAUUUUCUGCCCGUCUCUCUCUCUCCCCUGUUCUCUGCCUGUCUCUCUCUCUCUCUCUCUCUUUCUCCCCCCCGUUCUCUGCCUGUCUGUCUGUCUGUCUGUCUGUCUCUCUCUCCCCCCCAUUCUCUGCCCGUCUCUCUCUCUCUGCCUGUCUCUCUCUCUCUCCCCCGUUCUCUGCCUGUCUCUCUCUCUCUCUCUCUCCCCCCCGUUCUCUGCCUGUCUGUCUGUCUGUCUGUCUCUCUCCCCCAUUCUCUGCCCGUCUCUCUCUCUCUCUCUCUCUCUCUCUCUCUCUCUCUCUCUCUCUCUCUCUCCCCCCGUUCUCUGCCUGUCUGUCUGUCUGUCUCUCUCCCCCGUUCUCUGCCCGUCUCUCUCUCUCUCUCUCUCUCUCUCUCUUUUCCACUCCAGCUCAGAUCAUCUUUAAAAAUUUUUUGGACAUUUUGGUGACAGAACCAGUCCAUGGACACUUGUUUUUUUGUUCCUUCCUCGUUGUCUCUGAUGGCCGUUAAAAUGAUCAGUGUUUCUUUGUCCUGUGCCUGCCUCGUCCCAAUCAGACCAGGCUGUUUGUUCCUCCGCACCUUUUGCACUAGCUCCCUGCGUCCAUCUGUUUUGAUAUGACGUGUAAAAGGUUCGUCUGAAGCAGAAACGCUGUAACGCUGUAUAAAUGUUUGGCCUGUUUUAACGCCGAGACAUUUGAGAUGAUCAGUGAAACGGAUCAUGCCCCAUAUUGAUGGCACUUUUCCUAUGUAAAGGACUUACUUGACUUCUAUUUGAAAAGUAAAUACUGUAUUUUAGCA
Molecule: messenger RNA, 4914 nt
Organism: Neoarius graeffei (lesser salmon catfish)
Lineage: Eukaryota; Metazoa; Chordata; Actinopteri; Siluriformes; Ariidae
Product: speckle-type POZ protein-like A
Exons: 12
Coding region: 2070-3266 (398 amino acids)
Biological process (GO): regulation of proteolysis; proteasome-mediated ubiquitin-dependent protein catabolic process
Cellular component (GO): cytoplasm; nucleus
Molecular function (GO): ubiquitin protein ligase binding
Source: RefSeq, a predicted model, not a curated record